Colletotrichum tamarilloi is the source of this 321-nucleotide messenger RNA. RefSeq lists its product as uncharacterized. The transcript is spliced from 2 exons. The record is from RefSeq and is a predicted model, not a curated record. Lineage: Eukaryota; Fungi; Ascomycota; Sordariomycetes; Glomerellales; Glomerellaceae. Bases 1 to 321 code for a protein of 106 amino acids.
AUGACUGUUAAUCUGAAACACGGUGACGAGGAAACAGGGGCCUUCCUUUCCAUCUACGUUGACCACAACUGCCCGCCCGCACUUGCACUUGCACUGCUGCAGUCACCAGUGACCACCUACCACCACUUGCUAUGUACGGAGUACCUGUUACCACCACCACCACCACCACAAUGCGCCCAACCUGUAAAGCAUCUGCCCACUACCAACCAGACCGCCAUCUUUGUUCCCAAGGCCACUGUCUUUUACGGACGUACGCAUCUCUUGAUCCAUGCUGCUCGGACGAACACCGUCAACGCCCACAAACCAUGUCCAUUGCUGUAA